UAUAAGAAGACCAUUGAAACCUUCAGUCAAAACAAGGUAGGUUAUCCAGAGUGUAGUUUUCGCCUCAAAACCAGCAAAAUGAACAACAAAGGUAGUCUAUCCUCUUAAAUGCUACAGAAAUCACAACAAACCCAAAGUGACCUCCGAAUCACACAUGUUAAUUGGAACGGACUGCACAUUCUCCUGAAGUACUUUGAAUGACUCUUCUAAACUAGCCCAAAAAUAUUACUCACCUGCACUUAAAGUGUUGUUGUCUAUUAACCCUAGCACAACAUCAAAACGCAGACACCGCAGGAGGGUUUAUAGAUGUGUCACCUUGUAGUCCUUGAGAAUGAGAGACAAUUAGUACAAAAAGAGAACAUCCUGUAUGCUAACCAUGACCUGUGUUUGUGUACCUUUUGUCUGCCGUGUGCUCCCCAGCUCUGCAUGGCUGUGUGUUGCUACUACUCUGGCCCUUCCAGGGCACUACGGGGUCUACGGCGAAGUGUCAGGAUCCUGGCAGCGCUCACUGCACCAUCUCCCUGGAGAAACUCCUGGACCGGGCCAUCCAACACGCUGAGCUCAUCUACCUGGUCUCAGAGGAGUCUCUCACCUUGUUUGUGAGUACACCCUACCGGAAAUGUAUGUAAAAAAAAAUGUUUUGGAAAUACAACAAUAAAAAAAAAAAAUUGUAGCACAAAUUGAAUUGUAACACAUUAAAAAUGCAUUCUACCUCAUCUUUGCUUUCACAAACACAUGAAUAGCUAGUUUGGAGUGCAUGUUUAGUUUCUAAAUACAUUUGAGAUGUAUUGGAAACAGGUUAUUAUAACAUUUCACGUCUGUCUUGGUCUGUCUUCUUUCAUUCAAACUUUCUCUUGAUUUUGAUCGAUUGGAUCACUCCUUUGUAUAUGGAUCUGUCAUGCAGAGAUGUAGAUGGAGCUCAUGCCAAAUGUCUUCAUAACUUUAUUCAAACUUGAAUAAUCAUAACUGUAGUAUUUUCUGAGAAGUGUUAGAUGUAUAAACCUAUUACUAUUGCUAAUGCCUGAAUCAAACUGCACGUCUUUGAAGAUCCCAGUGAGAACUUGAAAAACUGUUUUAUCCGGUAUAGAAUGAUAUGAAGCGUGUACACUUAUUAAAAAAAACUAACAUAUGUUGUCGCUGUUAAAAUAUCCUUUAUAACGUCCCGUUUGGAAAGCUCAGUAUGGUUUGUGUGGUAGGGAAGUGAGGUUUGUGAACUCCCUGGAUGAAAACAGAUCAGAACACAAAUACAUUUCUCGUCAACAGAUGGCUUAUGCUGGAAGGGUCUUGCUACGCGCCAGUCUUUGUUAGUGUUUUCUUCUUUCUUUGUUCUAUUUCUCUCUCUGACUCCGUGUAGGAGGAGAUGUUUAUUCCCUUCCAUGUUCGAAUUCCGUUGAGUCGAACAGAGAACGCGUGCACCACCAGCACCUUAUCCAUCCCCACCUCCAGAAGUGAGGUCCAAGAAAACUCUGUAAGUGGGCAUGGUGACAGAGAGGCAAAGGCUGUAUUUACAUUGCCAGCUGUUUUUAAUUUAAAAGAAAAUCUUUCAAUGCAUCUUGCUCAUAAUAUCCUCUGCAUAUGAUGGGUUUUUGUGUUGACUGUAAGAGCUUGUUGCCAUUGUUUCUCUAUUUGGGCCUCUCUUGCAGGACAAGUGGCUUUUGCACUCCAUUCUGUUCCUAAUCAAGUUCUGGAUUGAUCCCCUGGUCAACCUGCAGACUUCGUUAGAUCGCUAUGACAACGCCCCCAUGGCACUGAUCAGCAAAACCAAGUGGAUAUCAGGCAAGCUGAUGAACCUGGAGCAAGGAGUGACCAUCCUCAUCCAAAAGGCGAGUCAUAGGUCAUAUCACUGUUGCAAACAGAUGUGCAUACAACACAUUGCUUUCAUGAGAUAUCCUAACACAUAGUGUCUCAAGCACUUUUGGAAGUAUUUUUGACAAAAUACAUACAAAAAUCAGUACAGUACAGUAUUUUCUCUCUCCCCAAACAUAGCUGUUUUGGUUUGUUUUAAAGCUAAUGAACGUGCUGUAUCUUUUCUUGCAGAUGCUGGGUGAGGGUGCUGUGAUGCUGGAGCAGAACGAGAGCCUGGCAGACUACCCUGUGCAUUUUGACAUGUUAGAGUCGGUGCUCAGGGACUAUACCUUACUGACCUGCUUCAAAAAAGACACCCACAAGAUGGAGACCUUUCUCAAGCUGCUCAAGUGCCAGCGGAAAGGUGGCCUGGGCUGCUCUAUUUUAUAG
Coregonus sp. 'balchen' is the source of this 2235-nucleotide messenger RNA. The record is from the annotation of a GenBank genome assembly. NCBI's taxonomy places the organism in Eukaryota, Metazoa, Chordata, Actinopteri, Salmoniformes, Salmonidae.